This is a messenger RNA of Sceloporus undulatus (fence lizard), 3890 nucleotides long. It is a transcript of the gene SLC19A1, whose product is annotated as solute carrier family 19 member 1. Gene Ontology annotation, cellular component: basolateral plasma membrane; plasma membrane; apical plasma membrane. Gene Ontology annotation, biological process: folate transmembrane transport. The transcript is spliced from 8 exons. Bases 473 to 1930 code for a protein of 485 amino acids. NCBI's taxonomy places the organism in Eukaryota, Metazoa, Chordata, Lepidosauria, Squamata, Phrynosomatidae. Gene Ontology annotation, molecular function: folic acid binding; folate:monoatomic anion antiporter activity. The record is from RefSeq and is a predicted model, not a curated record.
CCGCCCUGCUUGCAUUGUGGGAGUUGUAGUUUGGCGCCCAGGAGGCCUUUCCCCUCCCCUUCCCUCCCUUUCACAGACGAGAACUACAUCUCCCAGCAGCCACGUGCGACAAAGCGCUUCAUGUGGUCUGGCUGCUGCUGCUGCUGCUGGAAAAGGAGGAGGACAGAGGCUCUUUCAGCUCAAGGCCCAUAAAGGAAUUCAGGGGUAGCCUAAAGAAUGCAUGGCAUCGCAUCCUUUUCUGGCAUUCCGAGAACCCUAACAGUUCUACGGAACCCUGGUUGAGAAACCCUGGUCUAUCCUAAGCUCUUUAGCCCCAAAGCAGGAUGCACAUAUAGCAGGCACACUGACGGGUAUUAGAGACUGUAUGCAGUCAAAGGGCCGAAUAGCUGAUCCAGCAACGUCCCUAGUUUCCCGGACUUGCUUGAAAGGAGCUACUCCUUGCAAGGAGUGAUCAAGGUGACGCCAGUGAGACAUGUCUACUCAGGGUGAGAAACCUGAAAACCAACCCCCCGAUCCACCACCAGACCCCCGGUGGAAACUUCUUGUCUUCUAUCUCUGUUUCUAUGGCUUCAUGAGCCAGAUCAGACCUGGAGAGAGUUUCAUCACACCCUACUUGUUGGGAGCAGAGAAGAACUUCACAAAAGAAGAGGUCACCAAUGAAAUCACCCCGGUGCUCUCCUACUCGUAUAUGGCAGUCCUGGUGCCUAUCUUCCUGCUGACUGACUACCUGAGAUACAAGCCAGUGCUGGUGCUGCAGAGCCUGAGCCACAUCUCCAUCUGGCUGCUUUUGAUCUUUGGCAGCAGUAUCCUCGCCAUGCAAUUCAUGGAGUUCUUCUAUGGCAUCACAAUGGCUGCACGGGUGGCCUAUUCUUCCUAUAUCUUCUCCCUUGUUUCUCCAUCACGCUAUCAGAGGAUGGCCAGUUACUCUCGUUCAUCCGUCCUGAUGGGUGUCUUCACCAGCUCUGUGCUAGGGCAGCUCUGUGUCACUGUUGGAGGCACCACCUUCAUGACCUUGAACUAUAUCUCGCUGGGCUUCAUGUGCUUUGCAUUGAUUCUGACCCUGUUCCUGGAACGCCCCAAACGCAGCCUCUUCUUCAACAGGAGUGACCCUGUGUGCAAUGGCACCUCACCUGCUGAGUUAGACAAGAUGAACCCUGGGCCUGAGAAGCCGGAGUGGCAGAAGGCCACAGCCUGGCAAAACCUGGUUAUUAUCCGGAUGUUAAAAGAAUUGGCAUCCAUUGUGCGAUUGCCACAGCUGAGGCUUUGGUCCCUCUGGUGGAUAUUCAAUUCUGCUGGUUACUACUUGAUACUGUAUUACGUGCAUAUUUUGUGGAAUGAUAUUUACUCCACCACAGAUAACAGAAAAGUCUAUAAUGGAGGCGUGGAAGCUGCUUCUACGCUCCUUGGGGCCAUCACCUCCUUUGCAGCUGGCUAUGUGAAAAUCCGCUGGACGCUCUGGUCAGAGCUCGUGAUUGCUGUCGUGACGGCAUUCCAGGCAGGCCUGCUUUUGCUGAUGAGCAUGACGGGCAAUAUCUGGCUAUGCUAUGUAGGAUAUAUCCUUUUCCGGGGCUCCUACCAGUUUCUUGUCCCUAUAGCAAUCUUCCAGAUUGCAGCUUCCCUCUCCAAAGAACUCUGUGCUUUGGUGUUUGGAAUCAACACUUUCCUUGCCACUGUGCUUAAGACUAUCAUCACUAUCAUCAUAACUGAUAAAAGAGGCCUGGCUCUUUCAGUCCACCCUCAGUUCUAUGUGUACUUUGGCUACUUCACACUCCUGGCUGUGGUGUACCUUGCAGCAACUGUGUAUGUGGCCAUGAGGCACAAUGUGUGCAGGAAGCCUCAGGAGGCACCACCCGCUAAGGAACUCUGUAGUACAGCUAUCGAAGCCUUGGGCAAGGACAAAAGCACAGAGCUGGCUAGCUCAGAAGCCUGAGAAGCCCAAUGGGUGGCAGAAAAGAGAGGGAUCUCCCUGCACACUCCCAGAUGGGAAGGGGCUGAGUAGAAUUCGCACAACAAUCAGCACUUGUAAGGUCAAGGCAUCACUGAUUUCUAGAAUAUUAUGUCGCUGCAGAGGCCAAGAGAGGGAAAAACAGUACUUGACAUUAGGAAAAGACACAUGCAAUGUAUAGCUGGCAGGCUGUAGAUUCCUCCACUCUGUCUGGGUCUUGAAUGUGCACGCAGUCCACUGAUCUGCCUCCUGAGUCAAGAAAUUGCAGCAACAGUGGUUGCUGACAGUGGGUGCACACCAAGUAAUCAUGUGAAUUUGAUUUUAAACCUUGGUUUUCCCCCUGGUCACCUGAAAAGGAGCCAACAAAUUAACCAAGAACUUUUUUUAAACAAAUAGGCAAAUGGUUUUAACUUUUUUAAAGGUUUCUAUAUUACUAUGAUACCAGUAAAUGUACCAUGCUGGAAUCCUUGAGGUAGCCACCUUUUUUUAGUCUGCCUGUCCUUUGCUAUGCUCAGGAAGUGCAUACUGUUGAGAGUGAGUAAGGGUGCCAGCUGAGAUUCAUAUCUACAAGGGGAAAUGACUGGGAGACAGAGGAGGACCAAAGACAUUUGACAGACAUUUUCAAUCUAGAGUAGACCUUGUUCCUUCUUAGUAAUCAGAAGCUUGCAUUUUGUUCUGACAUAUGCUUUUCUCUUUCUCCUUUCCCCUCAACCUUUCCUGUUUAUAAUAUCCAAGGAUUUGUUUUCAAGCCAUGUUCAAUGUCCCAGGAUGACAGUGUCCCUAAAAGUGUGAACCUCAUGGACACUGACUGCCCUAGAAUUUCUGUGGUUUUACUCUAAAAAAAGAGAACCAGGCUGCCAGUUAGACAUUUUAAAGAGGUAUAGAUCACUGUAGUCCAGGAGACACCAAGAAGAUUAGAGCACUCUCUUUUAAUGUGCCUUAUCCCCAACCGGUUAAAGGCACAUUUAUUUUUAAAACAGCUUUUAUCACAUUUGCCUGUGGGCAGGCAAAUGCAUCCCAUUUAUAGUCCAGAUGCCAGCUGGGCUUAUCAUGUGCCUUUUCAAGAAUGGGGAAAUCCUGUUCUUGAAAAGUCACAGAAUAAGCUUGGCUGGCAUCUGGGAUGCAUUUUCCUGGCCACAAGCAAAUGCGAUAAAACCCAUUUUAAAAAUAAAUGUGCCUUUAUCCUGUUGGGGUCUCCCAAUUGAUGAGGGAGUUCUGUUUCUGUCUCAUCUCUAUCCCAUUGUUUGAAAGAUAAACUCAAAGGCAUCGCUUUAUUGCUUCACAUGUGAGAGAUUCAGUUAAGGCCUGCAGACUGCUCUCUACACUUCUAUGCAUAUGAACAACAAAUAUUUAAAAGAGGAUACUUUCCUUUAUUCAGUGCCUUUAGAAAACAGUUUAUAGAACACAACACACAACUGACAAAAGAUAUAAGAGUUCCACAGGCUCUAACAAACUGCAUUGAAAUUUCACAAAAUACAGUAGACAGUAAGAAACUGACUGUGUGACUUGCACAGAUUCUUUCCCUCCUCCCCCCAGUAAUAAAAUUUCAUUACAAUAUUUAAAACAACAAAGCUAAGUAGACAUUUAGCACCUUGGUUUCUGAAAACUUUGCAUGCUUUGCAUGUUAGUGUUUAAAACAGAACUGGCAGGCAAAAAGCAUCAGCCUUACCUAGGCUUCUGGCACUGAAGUGGUGGAUGGGCUUUGCUGUGUAGCUGUCAAGAUCGCAGUCACAGUGAAGCCUAUGAACAUGGAAGGUCUCUGAGUGCUUGGGCCUGAAAAUGGCUUUAAAGAAUGCUGGGCCAUGAACCUGCCUACUUGUGAUUCUGUGCAUCCAAAGAAUCAGUGCUGUAUCAGAUCUUGGAAAUAUUAUUUCUCUUUGGACUCCAAAAAUCCUUUUACCAGACUUGUAAUCCAAGAUUUGUAAUAAAAAAAAGUACAUCCCCA